Seriola aureovittata is the source of this 4012-nucleotide messenger RNA. Its product is annotated as secretory carrier-associated membrane protein 1-like. The coding region runs from base 85 to 1116 and encodes 343 amino acids. The record is from RefSeq and is a predicted model, not a curated record. The transcript has 9 exons. Gene Ontology annotation, biological process: protein transport. Lineage: Eukaryota; Metazoa; Chordata; Actinopteri; Carangiformes; Carangidae. Gene Ontology annotation, cellular component: recycling endosome membrane; trans-Golgi network membrane.
GGCAGUCAAAUCAAGGGACCGAACCUUCCCUGGAGAAUCAGGGAGCUCUUUCAGCUAGUAAACUGUUAUUAGAAAGGCUACACAAUGUCCGAUUUUGACAGCAACCCAUUCGCAGACCCGGACUUCAGCAACCCCUUUCAGGAUCCUUCGGUGACGCAGGUGACCCGGUCUGCCCCUCCUGGUGGUCUGGAGGAGUAUAACCCCUUCACAGACGCCAGAACGGCAGCCCCCGGAAAUGCCCCCAAAUCUACUCCUGCCCCUUCCCAGAACACACAACCUGCCAUCAUGAAGCCCACAGAAGAGCCGCCGGCUUAUUCACAGCAACAGACUCAGGACCAAGCACGUGCUCAGGCUGAGUUGUUGAGAAGGCAGGAGGAGUUGGAGAAGAAAGCAGCAGAGCUUGAUCGUCGGGAGAGAGAGUUACAGUCCCACGGAGCCGCGGGAGGGCGUAAGAACAACUGGCCUCCACUGCCAGAGAAGUUCCCCGUUGGCCCUUGUUUCUACCAUGACAUUGCAGUGGACAUUCCUGUAGAGUUCCAGAAGACGGUCAAGAUCAUGUACAACCUUUGGAUGUUUCAUGCAGGCACGCUCUUUGUGAACAUGUUUGGCUGCCUGGCCUGGUUCUGUGUGGAUGCAACUCGUGGUGUAGAUUUUGGCCUGGCCAUGCUAUGGUUUCUGCUGUUCACCCCCUGUUCUUUCGUCUGCUGGUACAGACCGCUCUACGGGGCUUUCAGGAGUGACAGUUCAUUCCGCUUCUUUGUCUUCUUCUUCGUCUAUAUCUGUCAGUUCGGAGUUCAUGUUCUACAAACUAUUGGCAUCACUGGUUGGGGAACGUGUGGCUGGAUCGCAGCUUUAACUGGCCUGAACACCAGUAUCCCAGUGGGCAUCAUCAUGUUACUGAUUGCAGCUCUGUUCACUGCGCUGUCCGUGGGCUCGCUCAUUAUGUUUAAAAAGGUGCACGCGCUCUAUCGUACCACCGGUGCUAGUUUUGAGAAGGCUCAGCAGGAGUUUGCAACCGGAGUCAUGUCCAACAAGACCGUUCAGACUGCGGCCGCCAACGCUGCAGCUAAUGCUGCGUCCAAUGCUGCUCGUGGGGCCUUCAAAGCUCAUCCAUAAACUGACACACACACACACACACACACACAUGCGUAUGGUACAUGCACACAUGCUCAAACAUACAAACACAAACACACACACACACACACACACACACACACACACACACACACACACACACACACACACACACACACACACACUGAGAAGAUGGCGAUGCACAGCUCUGGCCCUGCUGGUUCUCUGAUCAAAUUGAUUUUAUUUAUGAAUGUUGCAAUGCUAAGAUUGCCCUUUACACUUUGCUUAAAAAGUGUAAUGUAAGUAACAGACAAGUGACCAGAGCUGUCCAUCCUCACUUAACAUAUAUCAGUAAAAACUCUCCGACAUCCACCCUGUCUGCUUUUCAGUCAGGUGACUGUUUGCUCACAUCCCUUGAAACACCCACUUAGUGACUCAAGGUGUGCUCUGAGAGUGCGGGAUCUCAUCUCACACUCUCUUUACUCCCUCCUUUGCUUUUCCUGUUCUUCUGUCCCCUUGAGGUGAUCGUAGGUCAGGCAGAGAUGGAAGUUCAAGCAUACCUUAUUUCUGUCAUGGUGUUGACCUCCAAACAGCUUCCUGCCUGGUUAAUACAGUAUAGAGUCAUGAAAAGUGAUAAUCUGAUCAUGGUGUUUUGCACAUAGUUCUGUUUUCUUGGUCACAUACCGAAAGUACAGUAUACUGUAUGUUUGAAUGGCUGGGGCUGUGUGUGAAUGUGUACUUCACUUUAAGAAAAUUGUGGCUCUGACUUGGUUUUUUUUUUUUGGUUUUUUUAAAUAAUCCAGUGCUUGAUCAUUGAGAGCUGAAAGGCGAAUUUUACCUUGUACUAUAUCUGUGCUUCUAUUCUCAGACAAUACCAUUGUCAUUAUGGUAAAACUUAAUUCAUAUAAAUAGGAAUAUGUUUGUAUGUUCUUAUUUAAGGACCUGCCCACAGCUCCCAACAGAGCUCCAGUGACACUUGUCAGUUGAAUUGUUCCCUCUCUGUGUGCUACUUUGAUCGGCAAAGUGGGCUGGGUCAGCAUCUCUGUGGCUUACUAAGAUCUGACAGCAUGACGGUGACAUGCAUGUUUAGCACACUCGAGGUAGAAGUCAUUCUGUCCACUGUCAGAGUUUCCUCAGGCUACAGGGUUAGCUGUUUCAGGGGAACGUCUGCCUACUCCAUUUUCCCUCGGUUUCUGUGAGAAGCGAGCUGUAAAGUAAUUGCAUGUCCCAGUGGCUGUUUGACUGAUUGAUGACGUUCGGAUCUAUUUGUGAAGACGCACUGAACACCCCCGGUCAGUAGGUCACCAGUUCUCAGCACAAACUUUAAAAAGGUUCAGUCAGAUGCUUUCAUGGGCUUGUGCACUAAGAGGGGAAAACACUUGUGAAAUAAUCUAAUUUUCCUUUUACGUAUGUAUGACAUUAACAGACUACUACAUGGCUCUCCUUCAGUUGUUUUUGUAACCCUUUCACACUUGGUUGAAAACUAACGCUGCUAUGAUUCUGAGAGCUGCUCGGUCUCGGCCUCCUGCUGUCGUGUCUCCUGUUGAAAAGGACACAUACCGUACACAGUGAGAACUGAGAGAAGCGAGCAGCCUUUUCUCACUGGAGAUGAACUGGACAGUGAUAAAGCUAUGAUUUUUCUCAAGACUAUCCUGUAUAGACAAAAAUAGUAAAAACACUGAUACUGCGUGUGUGAAUACCACAAAGACUAACAGUCCGUUUGCAUUUUUACAGUCAAAAACAAAAAGUCACUGACUUUCCUGUUAGUAUUGGAUUACUGACAUCAGAAGUUUCAUAGCCAAAAUGAACAUUAAGCUAACCCAUAAGAGAGGACUGGACUUGAUGUACUUUCUGUGAUAGAAGAAGAUACAUUAAUUUAUAUACAAAAAUAACAGUGUUAUUCAGCACUAAGUUGUACAGACUGCUGUCGCUGAAGUGAAAUAUCGACGUAUUGACAUAGUGUUGCGUGUCUGAAGAUGUGCAAGAUAGAUGACUGACAACUGGAACUGCUGUUAUUUUAAAUAUGUUGACUGAACCCUAUAGUGGAUGAAACACUCCUGUGAGUGCUACCAAGGUGUAGAUCAGUAAUUAGUCAGGAAAUAGUAAGCCUACGUCUUGGCAGUAUUGUUUUUGUUUGGAAAUGUUUUGUUUUAAAUCCAUUGCACAUUUCUCAUUUUUGCGUUAAACGUAGUGCAAAAGGAAAACAUUGUUUUUAUUUAUGGUGUAAUUUAAGUUGUUUGCAUUUCAGUUGUGUUUUGGUUUGAUUUUACAUAAUGUAUUGUGUCUAUGUGGUUUUUGUAAUGACAUGAUCAUAGCAUCAGCUAAAUUUAAAAAAACAAAAAAGUGUUCAAUGACUUUGCAACUUGAUCCUGCGAGAGGUGUGCUUGUGUAGAUGAGGAUGUGUGUAUGAUUGGUAUGGAAGAAAAACAAAAUUCCCUCAAGUGUUAUUUCAAGUCCUGAGAAGCUGUGAGAGAUCUACCAAAUGUCCAUACAGAUUUGUUUUUAAAUCUUGGUCUGUGAUGUGUUCCCUUACUACGUUUCACUUUAAUGUAUUACACAACUUUUCUUUGCUACACAAACCCACAUGAUUCCCAUGUAUCUAUAGUUUGAAGCAGUUGUUAUAUGAAGCCAUGCCACAGUGGGUCAUUUUUUUUAUGUAUUUGGAGAGCUGGUCUGCAGUACAGGAAGACGUGUUUGAAGUUUGCUGACACAAAACUGUGUUUUUGACCUGUGACCAUGUUAUUUCACUGAAUCAGAGAAGAAACUCAUUCAAAAGGGACACUUGUAUAUUUUGUAAAGUUGAAAAUUUGAUCCCCAUUAUCAAUCACGUGUAAAAAGAAAACGUAAUGCACUCUUGUCUGGCCUUUGUCGCAUGUGAAAUAGUUUGAGUUUUGUAUAUUUAUGGUAUUAACAUGAAAUAAAAUUUGAAAGAAAUAUU